Dothidotthia symphoricarpi CBS 119687 is the source of this 1130-nucleotide messenger RNA. RefSeq lists its product as uncharacterized. Bases 32 to 1057 code for a protein of 341 amino acids. The record is from RefSeq and is a predicted model, not a curated record. NCBI's taxonomy places the organism in Eukaryota, Fungi, Ascomycota, Dothideomycetes, Pleosporales, Dothidotthiaceae. The transcript is spliced from 2 exons.
CCCAGCAACAAGACAACCACAAUCCCCAACCAUGCGUCGAAGUCGCACCCCCGAAGCCAACACAGCCUCCCAUAGACGACGCUCCAGGUCUCCAUACCGCCCAUCACGCGACGACAAGAAACACGAAGCGCGUCGCUCGCGCUCUCCCCGACGCGACGAUGAUCGCAAGCACCGGCACAAGCGCCACAGGUCGCGCUCACCAGCUGCAAAGCCCGUAGUGCUCCCAUACAAAGCGAAGCCGCUGUCGAAGCGCCAGUUCGACGAGUACAAGCCGCUGUUUCAGUCGUAUCUGGACAUACAGAAAAAGAUACAGUUGGAGGAGCUGGAGGAGCGCGAAGUGAGGGGGCGGUGGAAGAGCUUUGUUAGCCGAUGGAACCGUGGAGAGCUCGCGCGCAGCUGGUAUGAUCCGUCGAUGCUGAAGACGGCGCAAGACACCGUGCAGGAAUAUAGCGAGAAAUCGCCUGCUCGAGAGUCUACCAGACGUGCAUCGCCGCAGUACGAGCAACGCAACGAGGAGGACGCUGAGAGCGACGACGAUUUCGGACCUGCGCUACCUACGGAAAUGGCUCGACAUUCAGGUCAUGGGCCGACGAUACCGAAGCUCGAUGACUUGACGUACCGCAAUGAGAUGCGCGACGAAGACCGCGCGCGUGAUGGCUCGAAUUACGUCGACGAUAUACGGUACGAGCGCAAAACGGAUCGCAAGGCGCAGAAGGAGCGUCUUGAGGAGCUGGUGCCCCGCGCGGAUCCGGGGUCGCGUGAGCGGCAGCUGGAGAAGAAGCGCGAGACGACGGGUACGCUGCAGUCUUUCCGCGACGCGAAGGAAGGGGGUGACGUUGAGGUUGGCGAGUCAGAUCUGAUGGGUGAAGAUAGCAUCGACGGGUACAAGAAGCAGAAGAAAGAGGCGGAGCGCAAGAAGAGCGAAAGGGAGAUACGGCGAGAGGAGAUUGCACGGGCAAGGGAUGCGGAGAGGGACGAGAGGCUUGCGGAGAGGAGAGCUAAAGAGGGCAAGACCAUGGACUUUCUGAUGCAGAUUGCGAAGGAGCGGUUUGGGUAGGGUGGUGAAUACAUUAGAAUUAGACUAUCGUGCGGCUCUAUGCCGCUGUAUAUGAUAUUGAUUCGGCAAAUUG